AUGCGGAAGCCGCACGCUCCCACGCAGAUGUCGGAGAUCCAGAAUAUGCCGCUGAAGGCGGCGGAAGUGGCCGGGAAACUGAAGGUACGCAAUACCGCUGCCUGGGCCAACCUGCUGACGUUCAGCUACGCAGCCCUUGGGCAACCAAGAAGUGCCACAGGUACGCGAACGAAAGUGUCUUACCCUAAAAUUAUACGCCAGAAUCUUCGUGGAAACGUCGCCCCUGAAGCAAAUCAAGGCCAGUCCGCUACACGUCAACCGCCCGAUCCGGAGGAUCCCGCACGCCUCCGUAAACGUGUCAGUCGCAAAUUUCAGGACGGGAACAUCUCGGGGGCGGUGCAGCAGUUGAUCAGCCAGGAAACAGUACUGCCACCGUCCCCAGAGACCCUCGUUGCCCUGAACGAAAAACACCCUCCCAACCCCCCGAUCACACACCCGCCCCCGGGAGCCGCACUUCAGUCAGCUCCUGAGAUUACCUCCAAAGAGAUCGUCGACGCUAUUAAAGCUUUCCCUAAUGGAUCUGCAGCAGGUCCCGAUGGCCUGAGGCCACAAUACCUGAAAGAGUUGGUCGGGAUAAAAAACCGUGAAACAGCAAGAAAGCUUGGUGCGUCGCUGGCCAGCGUAACGAACAUCAUGUUGAGGGGAGAAGUGCCCUCGGAAAUCAGGCCCAUGCUCUACGGCGCUUGCCUUUUUGCCUUUAGGAAGAAAGACGGUGGAAUUCGGCCUAUCGCCGUCGGUCUAGCUCUACGCCGCAUCAUGUCCCGCAUUGUGUCGUUCCGCUCACGCCAUUUAUCAGACAUUCUGCAACCAGUUCAGCUAGGUUUUGCGACCAAAGGAGGUGUUGAAGCAGCAGUCCAUGGCGCCAGAUCCUUCAUUGAAGACGGUUUGAAAUGCGACAGGCCCCAGGUAUUCCUCAAAUUAGACGUAAAAAAUGCGUUUAAUUCUCUCGACAGAAACUGCAUCCUUGAAUCCACUAAAGAAUUUCUACCAGACUAUUAUCCAUAUAUAUGGCAGUGUUAUGGCGCGCCGUCUGUGUUGAUCCAUGGUGCUAACCGUAUAUCGUCCCAGGCGGGUAUCCAACAGGGCGACCCCCUCGGCCCGCUACUGUAUUGUCCGUCAACCUUUGGAUCGUAUAAACAUCUUAAAUCCGCUUUCCGUGAAAGCUUUCUGGAUGAUGACGCUCUGGGUGGAGAGCCGGACGAUGUCUUCGACGACUUGUGUACGCUGAAAGAAGACUUGGAAAAACGUGGACUGGUACUAAACAUUGCUAAAUGUGAGCUAGUGGUGGUUGGGGGAAGCGAAGCAGACCGCAACUCGGUUACGGCUGCCUUUCUCCAGUCAUUUCCUGACCUGAAGUGCCCGUCGUUGAAGGAUUUGCAGUACCUUGGCGCACCACUUCAUGAUGAUGCCGUUACCGGGGCGCUCGUCAGUGCAACGGAGGUAGUCGCCCGAAUGACUGAACGUCUGCUAAUUGUACCAGCCCACCAGGCACUCUAUCUACUGCGAUGCAGUAUGGGACCGGUAAGGCUGCUUUACAAACUGCGUACCGGUCGAUGUUACUUGCAGGAACCCUUGCUGGCUGAAUUUGACACCAUGAUACGCGAUAGCCUGUCCAAAAUAACUAACACUGCUAUCACCGACGUUAUCUGGGCGCAGGCGUCACUUCCGAUUUCAAGAGGCGGUUUGGGCAUUAGGAGCAUUGUAAAGCUAGCACUGCCGGCCUUUCUGGCCUCGGCUUAUUCAAUAGCUCCCUUAGCCUGCGCCAUUACGAAUUUCCAGCCGGAGACGUAUUGCAGUGAAGCGACCACCAAAUGGCAGCAGAUGGCGAAUCAAAGCGCGCCACCAUCUGAAGUUCGGGGAGUGCAGAAAGCGUGGGACGAACCUAUCAUAAGGUCACAACUGAGACUGUUGGAGCGGGCUUUUGAAAACGAUAUCGCCAGUCAGGCGCGGAUGCUGGCAGUCAGCACCAAAGAGGCGGGCGCAUGGCUCCAAGCACUACCGGCAGCAUCCCUCGGGAACUUACUAAACGACUCCAGCCUAAGGACGGCUGCAGCGCUGCGCCUUGGUGCACCGGUAUGCACACCACACCAGUGCAUUUGCGGUGACCAAGCGGAUGAGCAUGGAUAUCAUGGUUCAAGUUGCAAGUUCAGUGCCGGACGGAAACCGACCCACGAAAGCCUCAAAGCGGUAAUAAAGCGCGCCUUUGCAUCGGCCGGAAUCGAAACUGAGCUGGAACCUCCCGGAAUCUCCCGUACAGAUGGCAAACGACCAGACGGAGUGACAAUUACCCCGUGGGAAAGAGGAAAGGCGCUGGCCUGGGAUGUAACCUGCCGCAGCACCAUGGCAUUGUCAUACAUCGCAGCCACAUCCACUCAAGCCGGAGCGGCAGCAGCGCUAGCCGAGCGGAGCAAGACCGAGAAAUACCGCAACAUCACCCAGGAUUACUGGUUCAAGCCCCUGGCUUUUGAGACCUACGGAACAUUCGGACCAGAAACCACCCAGCUACUGAACGUGCUAGGAAAGAUGAUCCAGCAGCAGUCAGGCGAACCGCGAGCACUAGAGUUUCUGCGUCAACGGAUCAGCAUCGAAAUACAGCGGGGAAACACAGCAUCUAUAAUGGGAACAGCACCACCGGCGGCGAAUUUAGACGAAAUAUUCUCUGUCAUCCGCCCGCCUGUGUUUGUAGAUGUUGUGUAACUCGCUUGUGUUUUAGUUUCUCACGAUUUACGUAAAAAGUGCGAAAAAUUUUGUUGCUACUGACGCGAAUAAAAAA
Molecule: messenger RNA, 2773 nt
Organism: Paramacrobiotus metropolitanus
Lineage: Eukaryota; Metazoa; Tardigrada; Eutardigrada; Parachela; Macrobiotidae
Exons: 2
Coding region: 1-2697 (898 amino acids)
Source: RefSeq, a predicted model, not a curated record